AUGUCACAGCUGCCUUUUGGAGCUCUAGAGCUCUCACAGAGCCAGGACUUUGAGAGUGACUUUGUGCCCAAUGAAGGAGAUGCCACAUGUCAGGUUCACCCUGGAGCUGCUGGCCCUUCUCCCAGACUUGUGAAGAAUUAUGCUAAAGGUGAGCUGCAAGGGGACAGCACAGAACCUGUCUGCAGCACAGAGGCACAUGCUGCUUUGGAAAGCCAACCACAGAAGUCUGGAAGAACUCUGCAGGAAGCAGAAGAGUGCACCAGGAAACAAAUGCCUGCUUGCAACCCCACUAAAACUGGGCAAUCCCUGGAUUCUGAUAACGAGGAGUUGGAUAUCUUGUCAACUCAGGAAGAGAUGUUUCCUGAGAAUAAUGCAGCAGGGAGCAGCUGCCCCACAGCCAGGGAGGAAGAUGGAGGUUCCCUGGUGUGCACCCCAGCACGCAGCCUGCAGCUCCUGCAGCUCUCUGGACAGGGGCCCCUUGCACAGGAGAGUCAUGCCACUGUCUCUUCAGGCCUAAUUGUUCCUCCUCCCGUUGCCUUUGGAUCUGAUGCCCUUGUCCCCAGCAGUCCUACUGAGCAAGCAAAAGAUGAACAGGUGGAUGUAUCUAUGACUGCAGAAGGUGGAGAGCUGAUCCAGAAGCAGAGAGGAGGUAGCCCAGUGGAGAUGGCCAUCCCAUGUAUCCCACCAGGACCACUUGUCCUGCCACAGGCUUCAACUCCAGUGUCCCAGCAUGCUCCAGACUUCUUUCCUGGAUCUUUACCUAUACCAUCACAACCAGAAUUCUCUCAUGAUAUCUUUAUUCCAACUCCAAGCCCAGCAAAGAAGCAUGAAGGAGAAGGAAAAGCUGCUGCUUUAACCCACUCAUACUUACCAGGAGAUCUCUCUGGACCCACAGAUGCUGUGCUGAAGAUGUCUGCAGGUGACUCUGUGUCACAGCCUUCCGAGUCCUGCCAGCUGGUGCUCUCUGCCAGCGGCUGCAGCCAGCCCACAGACACAGAGCUCAGCUCAGGCUCUCCCAGCACAGCCUACCAGAGAGACACCAACCAGCCAGAGGUGGUUUCUGAGGGCAAGGCCACUGGCUUGAGCCUCUGUUCUGUGGAGAAUGGUGACGUGAAACUGAGGAUGGAUACAGGUGAUCAAGCCUCCUCUGAAAACUAUGAAGAAGCAGAAAAGGAGGAUUUACAGACUGCAGGAAAGCCUGUCGUGCAGUUAGUUAGUGCAGACGUAUCAGGAGAUGGGUUAACAGCCUCUGCAGCUGAUCAGGAGAUGGAGUGUGUUUCUGGAAGUCAGGCUGCUGCAGAUCAGUCUGGUCUGCCUGAGAUUUUGUCAAGCACUCAGGGUAGAGAAGCACCGUCUGAGGAUAAUCCAUUAGCAGAGGCAGCUGAACAUGAGGCCAUUCCUGAGACUCAGUGUGAAGAACAAGAAGAAAAACUGCAAGUAAAAGAGAAGGAAAUAAAUGAAGAUGGGUCCCCUGUUAAUAUAACACUUUCUCAGAGAUUUAUUCUUGAAAGGGAAGAACAGUGUCAUGAAGAUAUGGAAGUGGAAUUUGCUGAUGAUUCUUGUAAAAAUAGCAAAACAUUGUCUGAUCAGGCUGAAGAAUUAGAAAAGAUUGAACCAGAAAGCUGGGGAAAAGAAACUUCAAAAGGUUGUACUUUUGGCACCACCGAGGCAAAGAGCACGGAUAAACUGUCCUUUAAGGCUGCUUCAGAAAACAUGCCAAAGCACAAUAAAGUUUUGUAUGAGCCUUCUGCAGGGGAGUUACUAGGACAGAACAACAAUUCCUUUCCUAAGUUAAAGAGUGAUGCUCCAUCAAAAGUAGUGUUGUGUGCCAAAGAAGAUCCUGGCUGUUCAGAAUCAGCACAGAUAACAAUAACAGAUCAUCAGCCGCCACCUCCAGACACAGGGGUUGACAUGCUGGUGACUCAGCAGGAGAAACAGGUGCCAAAGAACACAGAGGAUACUGUCACAGGAAGGAGUCGGGAGCAAGAAGAGGAGAUGCAGCCACAGGAGAAGGGAACUGCUAAAUCCCCCAGUCCUUUCAGUGGAACCCCGUUUCACUUCAGUUUGCCCAAGGAGGGUGAUGCCAUUCAGGCCUUGACCAGCAUAACCCCACCUCUCAGUGGCCAGCUGAAAAUGGGGCCCAGGAGACACAGCACACCCAUUGAGCCUACAGCCAGUGAUAGGGAAGAUGGAUCUGCUGCUGCUGCCAGCUCCCAGAAAGCAUCAUCUGUGUUUAGUCGUGUCUGUGAAGUUCGUCGAGAGGAUGAGGCCAGAGGUCAUGGUCUUUCCACUUCUCCGUUUAGGGGGAAUCUGUUCAGCUCUCCUGACACACAAGAAGAUGCUGAAUUACAUAAAGAUGCCAGUGUUUGGCAUUACAAGCAACACAAGGCAGACAACAGUGAUGACCAGGUCUUGAUUCCACAGAAGAUGCAGCAGGACUGCCAUCAGCAACCUUCUGGUGCGGGGGAUGGGGAGUCUGUGGAGGCUGGUAUUGUAGACACUCAGAGAGAAGAAGGGAGAAGGGUGCAGAAGAAACCAAGUAAGACUGUGCAAAUUGAUGGAAGCCAAGAGAGGUGGGAAUACACCAGGAAUAAAGAGAUUCAAACUACAGCAGACUUGCUUUUUACCCCAACAACUGUUACAACAGCAACACAAACGUCAGAAGAAAUUUGCAGGCAGGUGGAGGUGGGAACCAGCAUGUGUGGGCAAAGACCUGGGAGACAAGAUGCACAUGUCCAGACUGAGGAGAGUGGGGAGAAGCUUGUGAAUGCCUCUGGAGAGGGCAUGGACUCUCUGCACAGUCAGGGAGAGGAGGAGUUUAACCUGCCCCCCGCCAAGGGCCGGGUCCGGCACCGCCACACGCGGACCAUCCGGGAGGUGCGCACCGUGGUCACCCGUGUGAUCACAGAUGUGUUCUACAUCAAUGGGGCAGAAGUGGAACGCAAUGUAGUUGAGGAAACUGAGGAGCCUGUAGUGGAGUGCCAGGAGUGUGAGACUGACACAUCCUCCUCUAGAACUGCAGUGGGCUCAUCACUGACCUCAGGGGAUCUUGGUGAUGUCAGCUCCUUCUCAUCUAAGGCCUCAAGCCUCCAUCGCACCUCGAGUGGAGCAAGCAGUGGUCACUCUGCCACACACAGCAGCAGCAGUUCAGGGCGAGGAACUGGAGCUGCCAAAGGAAAAGUGUGUGGGACAGAAACUGGAGAAUUUGCUUUACCUGUUGGCAGAGGCAUCUUAGGAAAAUCAAGCCCUAGGAAAGGAGCAAGUCAGCCAGCAUCCCCGCUCAGAGUUAACCAGGCAGGAGCACUGCCAUGUGAGGAGGAGGAGGAUGCUCUGCCUGGCACCCGCCUGGGUGGCAGAGCACCUGGGACACCUCGUGGACGAGGAAGAAGAGGCCGCCCACCAUCUCGAACAGCAGGAACAAGAGAUGUAACAGGACUGCCUGGUGUUGAGGAUCUCUCAACUACAGCAUCACCUGAGGAGAAAUCAUUUACUCGCUCAAUUCGCCUGGCAGAUGGAGGGGAGAAAUCUGACACUUCUGGCUUCUGUGCCUUGCGCCGAAGUGACUCUCCAGAAAUCCCACUGCAAGGGGUGACUGGGUCUUUGGACUGCACAGACUCAUCCUCUGGGAACAGCUUUGUGGGCCUCAGGGUUGUAGCAAAGUGGUCCUCAAAUGGGUACUUCUAUUCCGGGAUGAUCACCCAGGAUGUAGGGGCAGGAAAGUACAAGCUGCUCUUUGAUGAUGGAUAUGAAUGUGAUGUGCUAGGAAAAGAUAUUUUACUCUGUGAUCCCAUCCCACUGGAGACUGAGGUGACUGCACUAUCAGAGGAUGAGUACUUUAGUGCAGGUGUGGUGAAGGGACACCGGAAGGAGUCUGGGGAGCUUUACUACUGCAUUGAAAAGGAAGGCCAGAGGAAGUGGUACAAACGAAUGGCUGUUAUCCUGUCUCUGGAUCAAGGAAAUAAGCUCCGGGAGCAGUUUGGGCUGGGUCCUUAUGAACCUGUCACGCCCUUGACCAAAGCAGCUGACAUCAGUCUGGAUAACCUUGUGGAGGGGAAGCGGAAGCGACGCAGUAACCUUGGUUCUCCCAGCACUUCCAGCAGCAGCACAACUCCCACUCGUAAAGGGCAGGAGAGUCCACGUGUCCCACCGGGCACACUGUCUGGGAAAAGGAAACUUGUUGCUUCUGAAGAUGAGAGAUCCCCAGCUAAACGUGGCCGCAAGUCAGCAACGAUGAAGCCUGGGUCUGUGAGAGCCGGAGAGUUUGUAAGCACCUGUGAGGGUGUAGAAGCUGUAGAUCCCCCAGUACUGGAGGACCAUCAUGGACCCUUGCCUCACAAUAAGACCCUCUUUCUGGGCUAUGCCUUUCUUCUCACUAUGGCAACACCCAGUGACAAGAUUCCCAAUCACCAGAAGCCAUCAGAUGGUCCUGCAGGGAGCAGUGAGGAGGAAGAAGAAUUUUUACCUGUGACUCCCUAUGACAAACAUUUCAUAGCACAGCAGUUGCGGGCAGGAGCUGGCUACAUCCUGGAAGACUUCAAUGAAACCCAGUGUAAUGCAGCCUAUCAGUGUCUUUUAAUCGCUGACCAGCACUGUCGAACCCGGAAGUACUUGCUGUGCCUUGCCAGGGGGAUCCCUUGUGUGUCUCACCUCUGGGUCCAUGAUAGCUGCCAUGCUAACCAGCUUCAGAAUUACAGGAAUUACCUUUUGCCAGCUGGUUAUAGCCUCCAGGAGCAAAAGCUGCUAGAAUGGCACCCACGAGAAAACCCAUUCCAUAACCUGAAGGUGCUCCUGGUGUCAGACCAGCAGCAGAACUUCCUGGAUCUGUGGUCUGAAAUCCUCAUGACAGGGGGAGCAGCAUCUGUUAAACAGCAUUUCUCAAAUGCUCACAACAAAGAUAUUGCUUUGGGUGUUUAUGACGCGGUGGUGACUGAUUCUUCCUGCCCAGCUGGUGUCUUGAAGUGUGCAGAAGCUUUACGGCUGCCUGUUGUCUCACAGGAGUGGGUGAUCCAGAGCCUGAUUGCUGGGGAGAGAGUAGGAUACAACAAGCAUCCCAAAUACAAACAUGACUACAUCCCCCACUGAACUCAAACUUUGCCCUGCUGUUGUGCAGACUGUGUUUUAAUCAGGUUUUAAAUGUUUGUGUAACUGGACAGUGUGCAUGGAUUACUGUAUAUAGUUUUAUCUGCUAGACUUUUAUGAUGAAAUAAAUGUUCAAUCUCUUGUGGU
Chaetura pelagica (chimney swift) is the source of this 5226-nucleotide messenger RNA. It is a transcript of the gene TP53BP1, whose product is annotated as tumor protein p53 binding protein 1. Gene Ontology annotation, cellular component: nucleus. Gene Ontology annotation, biological process: DNA damage checkpoint signaling; positive regulation of transcription by RNA polymerase II. The coding region runs from base 1 to 5082 and encodes 1693 amino acids. Gene Ontology annotation, molecular function: histone binding. The record is from RefSeq and is a predicted model, not a curated record. The transcript is spliced from 22 exons. Lineage: Eukaryota; Metazoa; Chordata; Aves; Apodiformes; Apodidae.